Brienomyrus brachyistius is the source of this 3145-nucleotide messenger RNA. Its product is annotated as DEP domain-containing mTOR-interacting protein. Lineage: Eukaryota; Metazoa; Chordata; Actinopteri; Osteoglossiformes; Mormyridae. The record is from RefSeq and is a predicted model, not a curated record. Gene Ontology annotation, biological process: intracellular signal transduction. The transcript is spliced from 9 exons. Bases 84 to 1313 code for a protein of 409 amino acids. Gene Ontology annotation, molecular function: protein binding.
GCACACAACACAGCCCCUGGGGGUUGUUUAUUGACUAAAUAGGUCCACUAUAAAAGGCCACUGAGGAGGUCCGCAUUGGAGGGAUGGAGAAGACAGGAAGCAGCAUCCACAGAAAGGCCAGUGCCCACCAGCACAAGGCCGAGGUGAGGAUCGCCGGUGAACAGCUCAGGCUGCGGCUCCACGAUUGCAAGCUGAUCAAGGAUCGGCGCUAUCACCUGCGCACCUACCCCAACUGCUUUGUGGCACAGGAACUAAUCGAUUGGCUGAUUGGCCACAAGGAGGCGCCAGACCGUGGCUCAGCCGUACGCAUAAUGCAGUACCUGAUGGACCAAGACAUUGUUCACCACGUUUGUGACAAGCAAUCGACGUUUAAGGAUGCCAAACUGCUGUACCGAUUCCGGAAGGACGACGGAACCUUCCCCUUCAACAUGGAGAUGAAGGUCUUCAUGCGUGGCCAAAGGCUUUAUGAGCACCUGGUCUCUGGGAAGAACUCCAUCUUGCAACAGCAGGUGGAGCAGGGCGGGGUCAACCGGCGUGUCUUUGCUGGAUGCCAGCUUAUUGACUGGCUGCUGCAGAAUGGGGAGGCCGACUGCCGGCGUCAGGGCACAGAAUUGUGCCGCGCCCUUCUGGAGCACGGUAUCAUACAGCACGUGGAGAAGAAGCAUCACUUCUAUGACAGUCCCCUGUUGUACCGCUUCUCUAUCAACUUCCGCCGGCAGCGGAGGCUUGCCGAGUUGCUGAGUGAGGGCGAGGCAGGGGAGGCGUCACCAGCCGAGGAUGAUCCCCUCGACAGCCCCUUUGUCCUGCGCAAAACACCUCCAGAGGAGGAGAAAUCCAGCUUCUUGUCUGUGCAACCCAGUAAGGAGAUCAGAGUAACAUCUACUGUCCAUCGGGGGGGAGUGACCUCGCAGCAGAUGACUCAGGAUGGGUAUUUCCCCCCUUCCCCACUGCCCCCCCUUCCUCACACCAGGUGCAAUCCCAAAUCAGUUCUGAAAAGGAGUGUAACCCGUGAGGAGCUCAUGUGUCCUGGCGCGCCCUUUGUUAGGAAGGUUCUGACGGUGAGCGACAAUGCCCAAAUGCAUGUGGUGGGCGACGCUGUGGGCUGGGGAUUCGUGGUGCGCGGAUCGCCACCCUGUUACGUCCAGGCUGUGGAACCUGGAGGGCCCGCGGCCACCGGCGGGGUGAAGGUGCGGCAGUUUAUCUGCCAGGUGAACGGCCGCUGUGUCCUCCACCUUGACUACCGUGUCGUCACCAGGCUGGUCAUGACGGGCCCGCGCACCGUUGUGCUGGAGGUGAUGGAACCGCUGGACUGAACAGAGUUAUCAGCCAUAAAUAAGAACCACAUAAGAAUGUCUUCAGGAACUUUCUCGUGCACUUUGUCAUAUUCCAUAGUGAUGUUCUCAGUGUGGUUCCUGCCCCCCCAUGUCAUGAAGGGAACCCAAUAUUACCUGUCCUUGGCAGACUCACUGCUUUGAUCUGCUUUCUUGGAAACAGACAUCUGACAUGAAGAUUUUAAUAGCUAUGUUUGAGGAUUAUGGAAAAUUACGGAUUAUCAAACAUCUGCCAUUAAUAAGAAAAAGCUCGCUGCAUCAAUCGCUACACAGUGGAUGGGCAAUGGUGAUAGACUGAGGAAAUCGCGCCACCUAGUGUAUCGUGAUGGAAGACCAGAAUGUUACAUCCGUACCUGCGCCAAUAUCUAACUUUAUUACAGCUUGUUUUCUGCAGAUCGAACAAACCGCAGUUAAUGGCUUCUUUAAACUCAGAGAAGGGGGGGGGAUGAAAUCAAACAUCCGAAGUCAAGUGUCUGAUUACAAGAUUUCUAAUAGCAUAUUACUGUCUCGCUCGCAACUGUCACUGUAAACUAGCAAGCAGGUUAGAUUUCUUAUUAAUAAUCGUAAUAGUCCACACUGAACUGUGGUUUAACUUAAAGAUAAAUGAUAAAAUUGCAUAACAUAUACAGAGUUUAUAUUUCGUAUUUUUAUUUGAGGCAAGCAAAUGCUUAAGCAACUGAAAUAUAAAACAAACUGAAAGUGUGUUCAGAGUUCCGUACCUAAAGCAAGUACAAUCGCUUAAGUAAAUCACUUUGAUGUGUUUAUAUUGAACGAGGACCCGAGGGAAUACGCCUUUAUUUAUUAAACUCUGAUAGAUAGAUAGAUAGAUAGAUAGAUAGAUAGAUAGAUAGAUAGAUAGAUAGAUAGAUAGAUAGAUAGAUAGAUAGAUAGAUAGAUAGAUAGAUAGAUAGAUAGAUAGAUAGAUAGAAUGCUGUAACGUAGUUUGGAUCAAUAGAUGGUGGUACGACAGAAAUGUUAUAGUUGUCUAACAAUGUUACGUGUACUUUUUUUGAGAGACUUUGGAGUAGGUACAGGAGCAUAGGAAACAGGGGGGGACGUGUACCCCCCCCCCCCAUAGGGGUAAAUUACAGGGUUGUAACCCCGUCAAUAAUCAAAACUGGUUAAUACAACCGUCAACCCCCCCCCCCCCCCCCAUUAUGGGUGGAGACCUGAACCCCCGCAAUGUUCAAACCAAAGUUACACCCUUGACCCCAUUCCCAUUAUAUAAUUCUGCUUCUUGCGUCCAUCCCAAAAAAUACAAACCUUUGUAUUCGAAUUAUUGUGUCCCCGCCCACAAAAUCAAGCUUUCUCCUACGCCCUAACCCUAGCAGUUCCGCAAAAUUAAAAAUCUCAUAAUAGCCGUUCAUUUUCUUUUUUUAAUGCAAAUCUGCUUGCCACUGGCAGCGUGCCCGCCACACACCUUAUGAGCGUUACUCUUAGGUCUUUAAUGGUUUUGUAGCAUGUCUGUUGCCUCCUGUAAUGCUAAUUCUACGUAACAGGCGUAUGCAUUAGUAAGUUGAAUGGCAAAGAGUUUGAGUCUAAUUUGACAAAAAAAUACUUAAAAUGUGUUCAUUUUUAAAUUUUACUACAUGUGUUCUGCGAAACCCAGUCCAUGUUGUGUUUAUUUUUAAUCCAAACUGGACCUCUAUACCACCUUACAGUCUACUGUAAUACAUUUCUUUAAAUGUUCAUGUGUACAUACUUGCAAAUUAUCUUGAAAUUAUCUUGCAUGUUAUAUGUCAUACUGAAGCACGCCCACCAAGACAGAUUCCUUGUAAAAUAUAUUUGGCCAAUAAAGAUCUUUCCAUUUCUGA